Molecule: messenger RNA, 768 nt
Organism: Staurois parvus
Lineage: Eukaryota; Metazoa; Chordata; Amphibia; Anura; Ranidae
Source: the annotation of a GenBank genome assembly
AUGCCAAACUCUCAUUUCUUGGUAAUUUCAGAAGAGUCACUGAAGAUCAGAUUGGUGGAUGGACCCCACCGCUGCAGUGGGAGGUUGGAGGUUCACCACGAUGGUGAAUGGAGCUCAGUGUGUAGCCACAAGUGGCAUGGUUUGGACUCCAACGUGGUAUGUAGAGAGCUGAAGUGUGGAUCCCUCAUGAGAGGCAAGCCAUGUGGAUUCUUGAAGAAAGGAAGAGGCCGAAUCUGGAAGAAUACGGUGAAGUGUACUGGAGAUGAAGAGGCCCUGUCUGAAUGCCAAACCAAACCCAUUAAACCACAUCAUUGUCACCACAGGGAGGAUAUCUGGGUCACUUGCAGAGAACCAUUCCAGGUCAAACUGGUUGAUGGGCCGGACAGAUGUACAGGGAGACUGGAGGUCUACCAUGAUGGCCAAUGGGGCAGUGUCUGUGAUGACCUCUGGGAUGACAAGGAUGCCAAUGUCACCUGCAAUCAGAUUAAGUGUGGCUCUUGCCGGCCAUAUAUUCGGGGCAGGAAGCGGUUUGGCCAAGCAAAAGGAACAAUUUGGCUGGAUGAUGUUGAAUGUACUGGAAAUGAGAUAUCAUUGGAUAAAUGCAGGCACCGUGUUUGGUCAUACAACGACUGCAGCCAUGAGGAAGAUGUCAGUGUAUACUGCACAGGUACACAGCUCACCAUCUUCAUACCACCACUGUAUAUGUCUACUAUGUACUUAUCUGUCCUUCUUCCAUUCCCUCCUUCCUUCCAUCUUUUAUCCAUUUAA